GCCCAAAUCCAAAACUAAAACUGUGAAGCCCAAAUCCAAAUUAUAAACUCUCUCUCUCUCUCCUCUCGAAAUCUCUGUCACCGGCUUUCCCCUAAACCCUUCACCCUUGAAGUGUCGUCCAAAACCCCACCAAACGACGCAUUCUGAGGGGAGGCGAUCGAGAUAAUUUGAUUUGCCGGAAACAAGUGUUAGGAAUAUUGUUGUACGUUUUAUCUUGUUGGCUUGCCGGAAUUGAUCUAUGGGCACUCCGGAAACAUCUAGAGAGCCUUGCCCGGAUCGUAUCCUUGAUGACGUAGGUGGAGCUUUUGGGAUGGGGGCUGUUGGUGGUGCAGCCUUCCAUUUCUUGAAAGGUACCUAUAACUCUCCCAAAGGUGAGCGUCUGAUCGGGGGUUCUCAAGCAGUUCGCAUGAAUGCCCCUCGUGUUGGUGGGAGUUUUGCAGUGUGGGGUGGGCUCUUUUCCACCUUUGACUGUACCAUGGUGUACCUGCGGCAGAAAGAGGAUCCAUGGAACUCGAUCAUAGCAGGUGCAGCAACGGGAGGCUUUCUGCAGAUGCGUCAGGGAAUGGGUGCUGCUUCUCGGUCAGCAUUGUUUGGUGGCGUUUUACUUGCUUUGAUUGAGGGAGCUGGGAUAAUGUUGAACAAAGUGAUGAGUGCACCACAAAACUUACCUCCCAUGGAGGAUCCCGUUCCAAACGUGACUGGUAUGCCUGGAUAUCCCGGUCAAAUGCCUGGUCAGCCUCCAGUUAGUGUUGACAGCAUGGGUGCAGGAUCUUCUUCUUCCUCAUCGCCGACGCCAUCUUCUUCGUCAUGGUUUGGAGGCCUAUUUGGUCAGAAGGAAGAGGCAGCGCCGGGUGAUGGAAGUAAGACGAAGGUGUUGGAGAGCUUUGAUGCGCCAACUCCUCCAACGUUCGAGUACAAAUGAUGAAGGGAAUAUUUGGUAAGUGAGGAUUAUCCGCUGAUGGUAGUCGGGUUUCAGCAUUGUGAUCCACGCACGGUCGGAGAUUGAUGAUAAGAGCACUUGAAACUUGUAAUAAAAGCAGCUUCAUCUGUCUUUUUGGUUUUUUUUUGAUAAAUCUUGAUACGUCUCUGUCUGUAUUUUGAAUCUAAAAUGUGCUUGCUAGCUCAGGAACUCGACACUUUAAUAUAUCUAACAUAAUAUAUUUCAAUUA
Molecule: messenger RNA, 1169 nt
Organism: Salvia hispanica
Lineage: Eukaryota; Viridiplantae; Streptophyta; Magnoliopsida; Lamiales; Lamiaceae
Product: mitochondrial import inner membrane translocase subunit TIM17-2-like
Biological process (GO): protein import into mitochondrial matrix
Cellular component (GO): TIM23 mitochondrial import inner membrane translocase complex
Molecular function (GO): transmembrane protein transporter activity
Source: RefSeq, a predicted model, not a curated record